AUGGAUGUCAUCGUAGGAUUGUCAAGUGGCGAUCUUGUAUGGAUCGAUCCCAUCCAUUAUCGUUGCACACGUAUGAACAAAAAUGGCCUUGUUUCUAAGUCGCCCGUACGGCAAGUACGUUGGAUCCCAUUUCAAGACACUCGCUUCCUCAGUGCUCAUGAGGAUGGUUCCAUUUAUGUGUGGGAUGUCGAACGUGAGGAUCCCCCUGAGGGCUUCGAAAAAAAACCCAACGACUCUACUUGGAACCCAAAGACAAGCAUCGUUGUAGAAAAGCCUGAUAUCCGCUCCGACACAUCGUCGAGCGGCGUGUUGAAAAUGGGCCGCCAUCGUGAUCAUCAGCCCGUGUUCUACAACCCUGUGGCUGUAUGGAAUGUAUCACGACGACCCAUAACCGAUAUGGCCUUCAGUCCAGAUGCCUUCAUGCUGGCAGUCACAAGCGAGGAUGAACUUUUACAUCUUAUUGACGUGAAGCGAGAAGUACUUGUGCGUUCAUUUUCGUCCUACUUUGGUGGCUUCAAAUGCUCGUGCUGGUCACCUGAUGGCCGCUUUCUCUUGACUGGAGGCCAAGACGACCUUAUUUGUAUAUGGGCACCUCACGAGGGCCACCUUGUUGCUCGCGCCCAGGGACACGACUCAUAUGUAUCGGCCGUGGCUUUUGAUCCGUGGUGCUAUCAAAGUUCCUCCUCAUUCGAUGCAUACCGCAUUAUCUCUGUUGGCGAGGAUGGCAGGCUUUGCUUAUGGGACUUUUCUAGCUCUUCUCUGCAUCGCCCUCGGACCAAACCGAUCGGAACUUCAACCACAAUGCAUACGUCGGCCUUUCGACACUCUCCUUCAAAUAUCCAUAUUCGGACGCAGCCACGGGCCGAUGUGCCUAUGCUGCAUCCUACAUCUACAGUCUCAAUGCCUUGGUGCGCACCAUGCGCCUUGCGUAUCGCGCCCUACUACCUGAUUGUUUUGCGUCUUGACGGUGAAAUAGACGUAUUCAGCCGGCCAAAGCGCGCAGCUGAACCGCCCCGACGAUUGGAUACCACAUCUGAUUUUUCGUCCAGGCAAGGGUUCAGUCCUCGUAAGUCGGAUGACGAGCCUAUAUCGCCUGAUGGCAAAGCGCAGCGACACACGUUUCGCCGUACACUUGGCUCACCAUUUACACGGAGUCUGCGAAAAAGUGCAGCCUAA
Messenger RNA from Malassezia globosa CBS 7966, 1176 nucleotides. RefSeq lists its product as uncharacterized. The coding region runs from base 1 to 1176 and encodes 391 amino acids. Gene Ontology annotation, biological process: carbon catabolite repression of transcription. Gene Ontology annotation, cellular component: cell division site; nucleus; cell tip. Lineage: Eukaryota; Fungi; Basidiomycota; Malasseziomycetes; Malasseziales; Malasseziaceae. Gene Ontology annotation, molecular function: protein binding. The transcript has a single exon. The record is from RefSeq and is a predicted model, not a curated record.